This is a messenger RNA of Castor canadensis (American beaver), 2807 nucleotides long. Lineage: Eukaryota; Metazoa; Chordata; Mammalia; Rodentia; Castoridae. The record is from RefSeq and is a predicted model, not a curated record.
UGCGGGGCUGCACGCCAGGAGCAAAGACAAGAGGCAAGCAGUGCUCGGCUCGGAGAUGGGGAGCGGGCGAAGUUGACAAGCCCCCCACCCACGCCGCGCCUUUGCUGCCUGCCUGGAGGUGCGCUGCCCUUUCCAGGAGGUGUCCGCGCGCUGCCCGGCUCCAGGGGCUGCUGCAGCCAGCGGUGUGUCGCGCGUGCUUGUUGGCCAGCGGAGCCGUCCCGGGGAGAAGCCCCCGAGGACAGUUGUUUUCCCAGGAGAGACCUGCAGCCCAGCCGAGCGGCUUGGGCGGCCUGGAUGCGCAGGACCCAGCCCCGCAGCCGCGGACGCCGGGCGGCGGCGAAGUUUGGCUGCUGAGCGGCUCGGCGCCGGGCCCCUGGACAGACGGCCGCCAGGCGGCCGCGGCGGCAGGAGCGAUGCCCGUGGGGGGCCUGUUGCCGCUCUUCAGCAGCCCCGGGGGCGGCGGCCUGGGCGGGGGGCUUGGGGGCGGCGGCAGCAGGAAAGGGUCGGGCCCCGCUGCCUUCCGCCUGACGGAGAAGUUCGUGCUGCUGCUGGUGUUCAGCGCCUUCAUCACGCUCUGCUUCGGGGCGAUCUUCUUCCUGCCCGACUCCUCCAAGCUGCUCAGCGGGGUCCUGUUCCACUCCAGCCCGGCCUUGCAACCCGCCGGCGACCACAAGCCCGGGCCCGGGGCGCGUGCGGAGGACGCUGCGGACGGGCGGGGCCGGCAUCGCGAGGAAGGCGCGCCUGGAGACCCGGCGGCUGCCCUGGAGGACAACUUGGCCAGGAUCCGCGAGAACCAUGAGCGGGCUCUUAGGGAAGCCAAAGAGACCCUGCAGAAGCUGCCUGAAGAGAUCCAAAGGGACAUUCUGUUGGAGAAGGAGAAGGUGGCCCAGGACCAACUGCGUGACAAGGACGCAUUCAGGGGGUUGCCAGAGGUGAACUUCCUGCCCCCCAUCGGGGUGGAGAAUAGGGAGCCCGCCGACGCCGCCAUCCGAGAGAAAAGGGCAAAGAUCAAAGAGAUGAUGAAGCAUGCAUGGAAUAAUUACGAGCGCUAUGCCUGGGGACUGAAUGAACUGAAACCCAUCUCAAAAGAAGGCCAUUCAAGCAGUUUGUUUGGUAACAUCAAAGGAGCAACUAUAGUAGAUGCCCUGGAUACGCUUUUUAUUAUGGGAAUGAAAGAUGAAUUUCAACAAGCAAAGUCGUGGGUUGAAGAAAAUUUAGAUUUUAAUGUGAAUGCUGAGAUUUCUGUUUUUGAAGUAAAUAUACGCUUUGUUGGUGGACUGCUGUCAGCCUACUAUCUGUCUGGAGAAGAGAUAUUUCGAAAGAAAGCAGUGGAACUUGGGGUAAAAUUGCUACCUGCAUUUCAUACUCCCUCUGGAAUACCUUGGGCAUUGCUGAAUUUGAAAAGUGGCAUUGGGAGGAACUGGCCCUGGGCCUCUGGAGGCAGCAGUAUUCUGGCAGAAUUUGGAACCCUACAUCUGGAGUUUAUGCACUUGAGCCACUUAUCUGGAAACCCCAUCUUUGCUGAAAAGGUGAUGAAUAUUCGAACAGUACUGAACAAACUGGAAAAACCAGAAGGCCUUUAUCCUAACUAUCUGAAUCCCAGUAGUGGACAGUGGGGCCAACGUCAUGUAUCGGUUGGAGGACUUGGAGACAGUUUUUAUGAAUAUUUGCUCAAGGCAUGGUUAAUGUCUGACAAGACAGAUCUAGAAGCUAAGAAGAUGUAUUUUGAUGCUGUUCAGGCCAUUGAAACUCACUUGAUCCGCAAGUCUAGUGGGGGAUUAACUUACAUCGCAGAGUGGAAAGGGGGUCUCCUGGAACACAAGAUGGGCCACCUGACCUGCUUUGCGGGAGGCAUGUUUGCACUUGGGGCAGAUGGAGCUCCUGAAGGCCUGGCCCAACACUACCUUGAACUUGGGGCUGAAAUUGCCCGCACCUGUCAUGAAUCUUACAAUCGCACCUUUAUGAAACUGGGACCAGAAGCUUUCAGAUUUGACGGUGGUGUCGAAGCCAUUGCUACAAGGCAAAAUGAAAAAUACUACAUCUUACGGCCAGAAGUCAUUGAGACUUACAUGUAUAUGUGGCGACUGACUCAUGAUCCAAAGUACAGGAAGUGGGCCUGGGAAGCUGUAGAGGCCCUGGAAAAUCACUGCAGGGUGAAUGGAGGCUAUUCGGGCCUAAGGGAUGUUUACUUCAUUCAUGAGAAUUAUGAUGAUGUCCAGCAGAGUUUCUUCCUGGCAGAGACACUAAAAUAUUUGUACUUAAUAUUUUCUGAUGAUGAUCUUCUUCCACUGGAGCACUGGAUCUUCAACACCGAGGCACAUCUUCUCCCUAUACUCCGUGCAGAUAAAAAGGAAGUUAAAGUCAAAGAAAAAUAAAAAGAUGUUUUAUAUUUUACUCUGCUUCAUUCCCUCCACUGCAUACCUUAGUAAUUCCUUUUCUGGUAAUCAGACGUGAUGAACUUUUAUCAGUAAGUCUGUAAUUAUUCUAAGUUCUAAAAUUGUUUUGCAGUCUUUUGUGUUUAUUAUCAUAGGCAUAAAUGUACCUAAAUUCCUUACUCCUUUAUUAUUCAGUCAGUGGAUCCACAGCUUUUGUUUGUCUGGGAUGUUUUUUAAGUAAUCUUUCAUCUCUGGAGUUCAUGAUGGUGUGAUAUCACUUUCAUGAAACGGAAUAGAAAGAAUACCAAUGACUUCUUAAUUACAACUUGAUUUGACUGCAAAACUUUUUCCUCCUCUAUGAGGAGAUGAUGUCUGCUUUAAGCUGUAAUGUUUUGCCAUGUUGCAAAAAGCCAUAAUAAUAAAUGAAGUAUU